Molecule: messenger RNA, 831 nt
Organism: Penicillium diatomitis
Lineage: Eukaryota; Fungi; Ascomycota; Eurotiomycetes; Eurotiales; Aspergillaceae
Exons: 5
Coding region: 1-831 (276 amino acids)
Molecular function (GO): methyltransferase activity
Source: RefSeq, a predicted model, not a curated record
AUGGAACCGAAUGAGAUUUACGACCUUGUCCAGGCUCGCUAUGGCGAGCUAGCUGGGAGAUCUUACUCUGGAGAACAUACUGCAGCAGAGAGGAGCGUUGCUGAAUCAUUUGGAUACGAGGCGUCGGAGCUAAGCUCCAUUCCGGAAGCUGCAAAUCUGGGAGUGAGCUGUGGGAAUCCACUAGCCCUCGCCAACCUACGUGAGGGAGAGACAGUUGUCGACUUGGGCAGUGGCGGAGGCAUUGAUGUCCUUUUAGCAGCCCGAAAGGUCGGCCCGAAAGGAAAGGCGAUUGGUGUGGACAUGACGAAGAGUAUGCUUGACUUGGCACAGAAGAAUGCAGAGAAAGCAGGCGCCCCCAAUGCAUCAUUCAUUGAAGCCUCCAUCACUUCUAUCCCUCUACCAAGUUCCACAGUUAACUGCAUCGUCAGCAACUGCGUGGUGAACCUGGUCCCUACUGCUGACAAACAGCAAGCCUUCCACGAGAUGUUUCGCUUGUUAGUACCCGGUGGUCGUGUCGCUAUAAGUGAUAUUCUCGCUCGAAAAACGCUCCCUGAGGAAAUCGCAAAAGACCUGUCCUUGUAUGUUGGAUGCAUUGCCGGUGCUAGCCAGGUUCAAGAGUAUGAGGAAUACCUGCGUAAAGCUGGAUUUAAAGAUACAAUGAUCGUCGACACUCAGAAGGACCUGAAUGUCUAUAAAUACAUGAUUCAGGAUCAGAAGAUUACGACAUGCUGCGAGGUAUCGAAGCCAGCGGGCCUGACCACAGAAAGCCUGCUGGAACGUGACUUCAAUGAAUGGGCCGGUUCGUUUCAGAUUUAUGCAAUCAGACCCUAG